Phyllopteryx taeniolatus (common seadragon) is the source of this 7238-nucleotide messenger RNA. RefSeq lists its product as uncharacterized. Lineage: Eukaryota; Metazoa; Chordata; Actinopteri; Syngnathiformes; Syngnathidae. Bases 4113 to 5021 code for a protein of 302 amino acids. The record is from RefSeq and is a predicted model, not a curated record. The transcript is spliced from 2 exons.
UACUGAGCUGAAGUCCACGAACAGGAUCCUUGCGUAGGUCCCUGCACUGUUGAGGUGUUCUAGGAUGAAGUGCAGUCCUAUGUUCACUGCAUCAUCCGCAGACCUGUUCGCUCCGGGAGGCAAACUGCAGGGGGUCCAGCAGGGGACCUGUGACGCUCUUGAGGUGGUCCAGCACGAGACGUUCAAAGGACUUCAUGACCACAGAUGUCAAGGCGACAGGCCUGUAGUCAUUUAGACCCGAGAUUACCCGACAAUAAUGUGUUUUCAAGGAAAAGGAUGCAAUAUAGUGAGUGAAGCAGAAGUGAGUCAAACAAAAAUGUCUUAAACCUCAGUCCAUUUGAAAGAGAUUGCUCUACGCACCCCAGCUCAAGCGGUGAAGCACACUAUUUCACUGUCAAUCUCUCCUUGCAUGCCUGCAUGUGUGUGUGAUCUGUUUCUAUGUAUAGUAUACAUAGCAUAGAAGUAUACAUCAGAGAGUGAGUUUAAUUCCCUCAUGUCUGGCUAUUUUUCAUAGUUGUUGUCCAAUUCGCAGAUAUCUACACUACCCUCUUGCGUUCCAAAAGCAAGCUGUUACUUUUGUCCCCUGACUAAAGCUAGCAUUGUUUUCACAAUUCGAGCAGAUUGAGAAACUGUUGCCAGAUGAGUUGUGGCUGACCAGUGGAUAUUGUGAAACCCAUUCUCCUUGUUCUGUAUUUUUACUCACAUAAACUGAUGAUUACCAGGUAGAUUCAAGAAUAUGCACGUGUGUGUUUGUGUGUGCGUGCGAACUAACUGUAUAUGUGCCUUUGCCCAUGCGUGCGUAUGUGUUUGUGUAUGUGUGUGUAUGCGUGCGUGUAUGUGGCCUUGCGGUGUGAUAACUGUCACAAUUCCUGGCAUUGUGUUGAAGCCUUUUGGCCCACAGGAUAGCCCUGGUGGUAUCAUUUUUCACCAUCUUUAUUUUGUCAUUGUUUUUUUUUCGUUUGAUGAAGCCGCCUAUGUGUACAGUUACAGAUUAGCCAUCACUGCACAAAUCUGAGCCAAUCAUUAAUGAUCGAUCAAAGUGUUGGGUCAUUCAUCACACAUUUUGUCUGGGAGGUGACAAUGUGGGAACUUUCAUAACAAUUUGUACACUAUUAUCCUAAUGUGUUUGUAGACACGACAUUUUUCUAAGCCAGUGAAACAUUCAACUUUUAAGUUUGGCUGUGGGGUUUGCCAUGUGACGUUUUGAAUGCUCGUACUUUGAAAUGAAUUGUCUUGUCGCGUUUAGAGGGCAUAUGGUCUCUGAAGUUUACUUUAUAUUUUAUAUUUUUCCUUUUGCAGUGUGCAUUUGUGGUUGUGUAAAGGUAAAGGCCUAAUUCAUGGUUUUCAUGAAUACCUUUGCCUAUGCAAUGACAGCUGGAGGAUAAAUACCGUAAUUUCUCGUGUAUAAUGCGCACCCAUGUAUAAUACACACCCUCUAAAAAUUUUGGGAAACCCUUCUACCUAUGUAUAAUGCAUUUUUACAAUGCUUGAUUUUGCUUCUACCCGUAUGAUCAAAACAUGAAAUAUUAUCUGUAUUUUGUUAGUUUUUUUCAAAGAAUUAUUCUGAAGUUGAGCACUUUAUUUGAACACGUGAUGCUUUUUGGAAUUUACUUGCUCUUAUUUUGAAAUUCACAGCCCUACUUUUAUUUAGUAAAUUAGAAAACACACAGUUGUGCUCAUAUGUUUGAUUAUCCAGGUUUCAUCACUCUACCGUUCUGACAACAGCUACAUCCACAACCUGUGGCCUUACUGCGCUCAACCAAACCCCACCCGCCUAUUCUUCUCAUAAAAGACGUACCUCACCCAUGACCAGUCAAUGAGUCUUCCUCAAGAUAGACAAUAUAUUAUAAACAACACAAUUGAGCUGAGCGCAACUCAUUUUGACCAUUUGUUAAACAGAAACAGUAUUUUGGAGACUGGAGAAAAAACUAUAAAUGGGUCAUAGUUUUACUUUUUCCAAAACAUUCUCCUUCUUGUUCAUCUCGAAACACUGAAACAGGCUCACCUUCAGUCAGGGAUGUAUUAAGUUUCUGGGCAUGCAUAGGCAUACCUGAACAGUAAUGGUAGAACACAGCUGUUUAGUAGCAUCUGCGUAUAACAAUACAACACACUGUACAUUGUACAUCCUAUUUUAUCCAGUGGAGUUGCAUAGUCUUCAUUCGGGGUAUUCAAAAGUCUGAUUCGUCAGUGAAUAUAAGUAAGGAUUCUUUGCAAAAUACCAUUCCCAAAUCUUACGGGUGGGUAUAAAUAUCAAUUCAUCAACGCAUUGAAAUACUCCCCCCCCCCACCAUUGUAUGUACCGAAGCCGCACUUGACCAAACAACAACAAAAUUGUGAUUAAAGUAAGCCGCAGCAGCGGCGUGAAGCGAGCGAGUUAUACUUUUAAGUCUGACAUUUGGGGUCAUUUUGGUAUUCUCCGAAAGACACGCCAACCAUGAUACACAAUCUUCUUCUUUUCCUUUGAGCUUCUCCCGUAAGGGGUCGCCACAGCGUGUCAUCCUUUCCCAUGUAAGCCUAUCUCCUGCAACACCAACUGCCCUCAUGUCUUCCCUCAUGACAUCAAUCAACCUUCUCUUUGGUCUUCCUCUAGCUCUCUUGCCUGGCAGCUCCAUCCUCCUCAUCUUUCUACCAAUGUACUCACUCUCUCUCCUCUGGACGUGUCCAAACCAUCGAAGUCUGCUCUCUCUAACUUUGUCUCCAAAACAUCUAACCUUGGCCGUCCCUCUGAUGAGCUCAUUUCUAAUUUUAUCCAACCUGGUCACUCCUAGAGUGAACUUUAACAUCUACUGGCCACUCAUGCCAGAGUAGCAUCUGCUCCAUUUGCAAACUGACUGAGGAGUAUCUGCAACAUUUGCAAAAUCAACAUUGUCAACAAGAUUAUUGCACUACUCGCUUGAAGUCUCGGCGCCCUUUGCACAAUGGUCAUUGCACCGGACUAUUGCAAUAUUACUCAUUCGAACUGCUCUAAGUCCUAGAGGAUUCUGCAUCUUUUUGCACAAUUGUCAAAAAUAAAUAAAUAAAUAUGUAACGGCAUUACCAGAUAACUAGCAACCCUUUAUUGCUCAGUGACUGUUUUUCUUUUUGUUGUUGUCAAUGUCUUUAUGUCUCAAAAGUGUUCUCUGUCAAUUGACUGUCUGUUGCCGUACAAGAGCGGCUCCAAUUACCUGAGACAAAUUCCUUGUGUGUUUUUUGGACAUACUUGGCAAAUAAAGAUGAUUCUGAUUCUGAUUCAUUUCCACCACCUCCAGCUCUGCUUCCUGUUGUCUCUUCAGUACCACUGUCUCUAAUCCGUACAUCAUGGCUGGCCCCACCACUCUCUUAGAAACUUUGCCCUUCAUCCUGGCAGAGACUCUUCUAUCACAUAACACACCUGACACCUUCCUCCACCCGUUCCAACCUGCUUGGACCAGUUUCUUCACUUCCUGACCACGCUCACCAUUGCUCUGGACUGUUGACCCCAAGUAUUUAAAGUCCUUCACCCUCGCUAUCUCUUCUCCCUGUAGCCUCACUCUUCCCCCUCCACCCCUCUCAUUCAUGCACAUAUAUUGUCUUACUUCGGCGAGUACUCAUUCUUCUCCUUUCCAGUGCAUUCCUCCAUCUUUCUAACUGUUCCUCCACCUGCUCCCUGCUUUCACUGCAGAUCACAAUGUCAUCUGCAAACAUCAUGGUCCACGGGGAUUCCAGUCUAACCUCAUCUGUCAGCCUAUCCAUCACCACUGCAAACAGGAAGGGGCUCAGGGUUGAUCCCUGAUGCAGUCCCACCUCCACCUUAAAUUCGUCUGUCACACCUACAGCACACCUCACCACUGUUCUGCUGCCCUCGUACAUGUCCUGUAUUAUUCUAACAGACUUCUCUGCCACUCCAGACUUCCGCAUGCAGUAUCACAGUUCCUCUCUGGGUACUCUGUCAUAGGCUUUCUCGAGAUAUACAAAGACACAAUGUAGCUCCUUCUGACCUUCUCUGUACUUUCCCAUCAACAUCCUCAAGGCAAAUAAUGCAUCUGUGGUACUCUUUCUAGGCAUGAAACCAUACUGUGGCUCGCAAAUAGUCACUUCUGUCCUUUAUUCCUCUAUAGUUCCCACAGCUCUGCACAUCACCCUUGUUCUUGAAAAUGGGCACCAGCACACUUUUCCUCCAUUCAUCAGGCAUCUUCUCACCCGCGAGAAUUCUGUUGAACAAGCUCGUCAAAAACUCCACAGCCACCUCUCCAAGAUGCUUUCAUAUUUCCACAGGAAUGUCAUCAGGACCAACUGCCUUUCCAUUUUUCAUACUCUUCUAUCUUUCUAACUUCCCCUUCCUAGUGAUUGCCACUUCCUGGUCCACCACACUUGGCUCUUCUACUCUUCCUUCUCUCUCAAUUUCCUCAUUCGUCAACUCCUCAAAGUAUUAUUUGCAUCUGUCCAGCACACUACUGGCACCUGUCAACAUAUUUCCAUCUCUAUCCUUAAUCACCCUAACCUGCUGCACAUCCUACCCAUCUCUAUCCCUGGCCAACCUGUAUAGAUCUUUUUCUCCUUCUUUAGUGCCCAACCUGGCAUACAUGUCAUCAUAUGCCUUUUGUUUGGCCUUUGCCCUACGUCACAUCUCAAUGUAUUCCUUUCUCCUCUCCUCAGUCCUUUCAGUGUCCCACUUCUUCUUAGCUAACCUCUUUCCUUGUAUUAUUUCCUGUACUUUGAGGUUCCACCACAAAGUCUCAUUCUUUCCUUUCCUGCCAGAAUAUACACCAAGUACUCUCCUGCCUGUCUCUCUGAUCCCCUUGGCUGUAGUGGUCCAGUCUUCUGGAAGCUCCUCCUGUCCACUGAGAGCCUGUCUCACCUGUUCCCGAAUAGCCACACAGCACUCUUCCUGUCUCGGCUUCCACCACAUGGUUCUCUGCUCUGCCUUUGUCUUUUUAAUGUUCCUCCCCACCACCAGAGUCAUCUUACACACCACCAUCCUAUGCUGUCUAGCCAUGCUCUCCCCUAACACUAACUUACAGUCGGUAAACUCCUUCAGAUUACAUCGUCUGCACAAGAUGUAAUCCACCUGCGUGCUUCUACCUGCGCUCUUGUAGGUCACCCUAUGUUCCUGCCUCUUCUGGAAAAAAAGUGUUUACUACAGCCAUUUGCAUCCUUUUUGCAAAGUCUACCACCAUCUGUCCCUCCAUGUUCCUUUCCUGGAUGCCGUAUUUACCCAUCGCUUCUUCAUCACCCCUAUUUCCUUCACCAACAUGUCCAUUACAAUCUGCACCAAUCACGACUCUCUCUCUGUCUGGGAUGCUCAGAACUACUUCGUCUAGCUCCUUCCAGAAUUUCUUUCGCCUCUAGGUCACAUCCAACCUGUGGUGCAUAGCCACUAAUCACAUUAUACAUAACACCCUCAAUUUCAAGUUUCAGCCUCAUCACUCGAUCUGGUACUCUUUUCACCUCCAAGAUAUUCUUAGCCAACUCUUCUUUUUAAAUAAUCCGACUCCAUUUCUCUUCCCAUCUACACCAUGGUAAAAUAAUUUAAACCCUGCCCCUAAACUUCUAGCCUUACUCCCUUUCCACCUGGUCUCCUGGACACACAAUAUAUCAACCUUUCUCCUAAUCAGCAUGUCAACCAACUCCCGAGAUUUUCCUGUCAUAGUCCCAACAUUCAAAGUCCCCACAUUCAAUUCUAGGCUCUGUGCUUUCCUCUUCUCUUUCUCCCAAAGAACCCGCUUUCCACCUCCCUUUCGUCUUCGACCCACAGUAGCUGAAUUUCCAAAGGCGCCCUGCAGGUUAACGGUGCCGGUGGCGGACGUUGUUAACCCGGGCCACAACCGAUCCGGUAUGGAAUUCUUGAGAUGAAUACUCAUAUUUGUUUGCCAAAGUUUUAAGCCGGAUGCCCUUCCUGACGCAACCACAUUUAUCCAGUCUUGGGACCAGCCUCGAGUUUGCACUGGCUUGUGCCACCCAUAGGGCUGCAUUCAACCAUGAUACACAAUACGACACAAAAACAUGUCAGAAGUCGCUGUAAGCAGAGUUAAAGACAGCGGUUUUGGUGUUGUUGACGUCGGCAGAAAGAGCGACUGACCCCUACGUACUGUACUUAACUAUCACUUCUCAUUGCAUUUAUAAGAAGUGGGAAUUAGUGUCAAAUGUUCUGCUGACAACACCCCCCUACACAGAAGCCACACAGGAGGUAAUAUAGCGAACUUGUUGACAAAUGCAUUUAAUGAAUGGGGCUUGACAAAGAAUGUCCCAGCAAUAGUGCAGCAAUGCUGCAAACAUGCUCCUUAAUUGGGUCUUACUUAGAAACCCUGCAAAUAAUAAUAGUAACCCUAACCCUAAUAAAUAAAUAUUAAGUAUACAAUAGAUGCACUUUACUUUUUCAACACAGAGCUGCCAUCAUGUGUUUACUUUUGUACUCCAUAUGCACAAAUACGUUAUUGUGCACUUUUUGUUUUUAUUACAAUUUUUAAGCAGUGAUAAACAUUAAGUUUACAUGCACUUUACCUUUUCAGUGUUUAUACUCAACUGUCUUGUUUAUUACUUUUACUUUGUACAAAUAUGUUUUGUGCAAUAUUUUUAUUUCCUGAUGUUUUAGUCCUUAAAAAAUGUGAUGUGUGCCAUAUGUUUACAUGGCAUCAACAAUAAAUAUUUCAAAAUUGUCAUAAUUUACUCUUAUUUGUGUAUUUCUGCUUCUUACUGAAUCAAUAUCGAAUCAUUUAAAUCAAUAUUGAAUCAAAAUGCAACCUAAAGAAUUACUAUCGAAGUGAAUUGCAACCUAAAGAAUUUAAAUAGAAUUGAAUCAUGAUUUUCUUAAUGAUGCCAACACCUACCAAAUACUGGCCUAUUAAGUAUACAGCAAAUAGUCAUUUUUGCAGGUCAAUGUGAAAAAAGCGAUCUAUUUUUUUUUUACUCUGUUGUUGUCAUGCAUGAUGCAAUGCAGCCCUUCAUUAUUUUUUCCUUGCCACAACUCCUUUCAAAGUAUGUUUUCAAUUGAAAAUAAUAAUGGGUAGCACAAUGGCCUAGUGCAGGGGUGUCAAACCCAUUUUUGUCACAGGCCACGUUGUAGUUACGGCUACCCUCAGAGGGUCAUUAUAUAUGACCAUGAAACCAUAUACAUGAUUAUCCAUCCAUCCAUCCAUUUUCUGAGCCGCUUCUCCUCACUAGGGUCGCGGGCGUGCUGGAGCCUAUCCCAGCUGUCAUCGGGCAGGAGGCGGGGUACACCCUGAACUGGUUGCCAGCCAAUUGCAGGGCACAUAGGAACAAACAACCAUCCACACUCACAG